Molecule: messenger RNA, 2118 nt
Organism: Aspergillus mulundensis
Lineage: Eukaryota; Fungi; Ascomycota; Eurotiomycetes; Eurotiales; Aspergillaceae
Exons: 3
Coding region: 1-2118 (705 amino acids)
Source: RefSeq, a predicted model, not a curated record
AUGUUUGUUCCGCCCACGGUAGAGUCUGAGUUCGCGACUGAUCCGCCUGUUAUCUGUUACAGUUACAACUCCGCGACAUAUUUUGCGAUGGGGCCAUCGGACUACCGCAUCGUCUUGGUUUCUGUUAACGGGACGUUGCAAAUCGAUCGAACGCCCUCCAGUGAUGCUGCUGAUCAGGCUUGUUCAAGGGCGCCUUUUGACAUGGAUUUAUCCAACUUCACCAUCUCCAGCUGGGAGGGCAGAUUACAGAAUCUCUCCAAGGAAGAGUGCCUGGACCAGUUUGCGCAGAACUAUGUCUACGGUCACAAAUUUCUUUUCCUCGCUACCAACGCUACUCUUCCCGAUGACCAACUCUUCCCGAUGACUAACGCUUGCUCUACUCCUUCUGAGACCGAGUGUUCUGAAGAUCAUGUCAAGGAUAACCUUGAGUCCUGGCUUCUCUUAGGUGAUGCCUUGUCAAUCCCUGUCCUUCAGCUAUCUAUCCCAGACAUGGAGUAUUCAGGAGGAACCUUUACCACAGAAUCCCUGGGGGUGCGUAAUUCCCGGUACUUACCAGAUUAUCAGCGUCUUUACGAUAUCCUGCGAUAUGACCGACCUGAAGAGAGGGCGUUGAGAGCUGAUCUGGACAACGCAACUCUCUGGGAAAACAGUUCCUGGGCGAAAGACGUGGAGAUUCUCGGCGGCCACACCCAAUGGUGCAGGGAACCGGUCGAUGAGCUAUAUUUUCCGAUUCAAUACUGCUUAAGCCUACCAGACGAGCAGAGGUGCCAGCUGGGUUUCACUCCACCCACCUGUCUCAUUGUCAUUACUUGCAACAUCAUCAAGCUAGUCUGCAUGUUUCUAGCACGCCGUGACGACAGAGACGACCCGCUCCUUACGGUCGGAGAUGCUAUAUCGUCGUUCCUCACUCGCCCAGACCCUACCACCAAGGACGCUGGCUUGCUCUCUGUCACCCGUAUUAGGAAUAACGCGUUUGACUGGCAUGAAAGCUACGUACAAUGCUGUUAUUGUCAUCUCUGUGAGAUGAGGAAACAAAGCCAUCAACAAAACAAGCAACUCCCAAAGCCAGGAAGAUGGUCGGAUGCCCCCAGCAAACACCUCUGGACAAACAUGCUGUUGGUGUCUGCAAUUUUGCUUGGUACGACCGGGGGUAUGCUGGCCCUCGGCGUUGUGAGUAUACACCAGUAUUAUAGCACAACGAGUAUCUGGGACUACGGGCUGGGAGAGGUCAAUCCGGCCACCCUGAUCACCGGUCUGGGCCUCGAAGACGAAGGCGCCAUGAUCGCUAUCAUCCUCUUGUCCAACACCCCGCAACUUCUGAUUUCACUCACGUACUUCAUGUACAACAACAUAUUAUCCAGUAUGCUCCUGGCCGCUGAGUACGACGACUAUGCAGCAGAGCGGAAACCCCUUCGAGUGUCCUGGCCCAGAGGCGCCCAGCGCUCCACGUACUACUUGAGUCUACCCUACCGCUACAGCGUCCCAUUACAGGUUUCCUCGGCACUCUUACACUGGCUCGUCUCGCAAAGCCUUUUCUUCGUUCGAAUUGUCUCCUACAAUAGCCGCGGAGAACCAUAUUCCUCUGAAGAUACCAUCACCUGUGGUUACUCGCCCCAAGCGAUCAUCUACGCGAUGAUCCUGGGCGGCGUCUUGGUCGGAGCCGCGCUUGUUCUUGGCUUGCGUCGCUUCAAAUCACGCAUGCUGCUUGCUGCGUACUGUAGUGCUGCUAUCAGUGCGGCGUGUCACCCAUGCGUAGAGGGUGAUCAUGCACUGAGACCUGUUCAGUGGGGUGAGAUCGUGGUCGAUUCCUCUCCUCCCCAGCACGAGGAUGAGCAAGCAUCUGCAUCCGAGAGGGAGCGUAGCGAAGGCGACCCAUUGACAGGUGAAGAAGGAGAUACGGUAGCAACGGACAGUGGUUCCUAUCCGGCGAACGAGAAUGAGCGAGGAUCUGCAUCUGAGGUGGACUCUGGGGAUAGUGAUCCAUUGACAGGAGAAGCGGGAGAUACGCCAACAAACCAGAAUGGCUCGGAUUCGGAUUCAGGGAACAUCAGAUACUUCCAUUGCAGCUUCACCUCGGCGGAGGUAGUGGUACCCGAUGCCUCGAGACAGUACAUCUAA